AUGACAACAAGGGCAUUGCCCUUGGCUUCAUCACCAUUUCAUACCCAAACAACAACCUCAUCUCCCUACCUUUCAAAUUCUCCCCAACCGGCCGCCCCAAAACUAAGCCGACCAAUCUCAGCCACCUCGUGUUCGGCUUGCUCGCCUCCGAAAAGGCCUGGCCCAACCGAAAAUCGUAGGGAGGGGAGGUAUCGGGCCUGGCCCAUCGGCUUGUUCAACUCCACCCAUGGCUUCCUCUUCCUCGACAAACACCCGGGGCCCAACCUCCUGUCUUGGCCCGAUACCUCCCCUCCCUACCGCGUCUCGGACGAUUUAACAAAAUUACUCAACAAGACCAAUAUCCGGGCCCAGAGGAUGGUGCACGGGAUAAUGGAAGUCGUGAGGGAGCUAGAAUUAGUUGACGAUAAAGAAGACGAUUUCAGAUGGGUGGUGAUGGGGGAUGACGACUCGAUUUUCUUCGUUGACAAUAUGGUCGACGUGCUUAGCUUUUGGUGGGGGUGGGAUAAUUCUAAGCCGAAAGCUGGCGAAAGCCCUGGCUCGGGACAUGGAAAGUUGUCUCAAGAGGUAGUGUUUUUGAACUCUGCUGAUAACACCACCAGGGCCUGUAUUGCUGACAUUGGUGCUAACCUGUCUCCAAACAAUGGAAAUCACCAGGUCGAUUUACGUGGCGAUAUAUCUGGCAUGUUAUCAUCCCACUCCCUGUCCCCACUCUUGUCCCUCCACCACCUUGACAAGGUGGGUCCCAUCUUCCCCAACAUGGACCGCCACCUGUCCACACGCCACCUCAUGAAGGCAGCUGGCACCGGGCAGUCCCGCCUCCUCCAGCAAACUAUUUGCCACAACAGGAGCUACCUUCAAAGGCCCAUUGAGACAUUUGGGAUGUGGCUAGCGGGACCAAAGCCCCCGUUCUACUUGUUCAACACAAGGCCACGCUCGCGGGACCCCUGCGUGGCUCCCCACGUCUUCUUCUUCGAGUGGGUGAUGCAGGGCCCACAUGAUGAGGUUCUCACCAGCUAUUCCCGAGUGUGGCCACGUGGCAUGCCGGCCUGCUCAUCCACGGCCAAUCGUUCGGCGGAUUACGUGCAGCGGAUUCAAGUCUUCUCGCCUGCCGUUAAACGGACUCGGGUGGAUAGAUGUGAGUGUUGCGACAUUAUUCGAGUCUACAGCGUUGAGGCAGAGAUCAGAAUUAGGGAGUGCUCAACAGAUGAAAUAAUCGCUUAACUAAAUACCGGCUUAUUUACUCGCGCGAUUUACUAUAUAUGCAUAUUUCUGGAUUUAACUCUGUGUACAUAAAAUACAUAAACAUAUUUAUUUGAAGCAUUAUAUAUUUUUGUCAUGCGGUUCGUAAAAUGGUCUGUUACAAAUAUUUU
Striga asiatica is the source of this 1370-nucleotide messenger RNA. NCBI's taxonomy places the organism in Eukaryota, Viridiplantae, Streptophyta, Magnoliopsida, Lamiales, Orobanchaceae. The record is from the annotation of a GenBank genome assembly.